This is a messenger RNA of Pogona vitticeps (central bearded dragon), 3396 nucleotides long. NCBI's taxonomy places the organism in Eukaryota, Metazoa, Chordata, Lepidosauria, Squamata, Agamidae. The record is from RefSeq and is a predicted model, not a curated record.
CCGUCGCCGCGGCCUCCUCGUCUCCCAGAGCCGGGCUAGGAAGGGACGGGGGUGGGCUUGACACGAGCCAUGGAUCUAGGGCCGGUGACCAUCUGCGGGGAGGUGACCGUCUUACACGGGGGUUUCCUGCUGGCCUCUCGGCUCUGCCACCCGAAGCCGUUGUCCGAGCUGGCCAAGGCCGACUGGCCGGUGGUGGCCAAGCCCAUUGUGGAUGCCCUGGAGGAGGUCUGCUUCUCCUGCUCCGGUUACCCGCCCCAGCCGGAGGCUUGGAAGGAGAAAGCCGCCGUCAUCCUCUGGUCGAAAGUCCUCCUCUCCGGGGCCUCGUCCUCCAUCAACCAGAGAUGGAAGGACGACCCCUUCUUCUCUGUCAGCAACAUGAUCCCGGAGGUCAACCGCACCGUCCUUUAUGAGCUCUUCAAGACCAUCAACGCGCCCCGGCUUUUCGCCCGACUCCUGCUGGCGCUGCCGGAUCCGGUUUGCCGAGGGGAGGCGGAGAUCUUCGUCGACUACGUGGCCAACGAGACCUCCCCGCUCGACGUGUCUUUCUUCUUGAACGUUUGGUGGGAGAUUAUGAAGCACAAACCGGGGGAGGAAGACAGGCUGACGUCCUCUUUCCACACCAUCUGCCACCAGUAUCUCUCGGAUCCGGUAGAAACGGGCCAGCCUCCGAAGAGAUUCAAGAGCGACCCUCCUCCGUUGGCAGGUUCCAACUCCGUAGCCGUCGGCGUCCUCCCGGUUUUGACGGAGGGCUUGAAGCGGAUCAAGGAGAGCGUCGUCGCGGCCAAAAUGAAGUGCCACGCCCUCGCCAAUCUGCUGGAGGUGUUCUCCGUUUCGGUCGCCGCUGAGGGUGAGACCGAGGAGCUCCCUGUCCAGAUUUAUCUGGACAAGAUCACCUCUGUCGUGACCUUGUGGAGCAGCGAUUGCGAGAAUCCCUACAGCGAGAAGAGAUUAGACGAGAAGGUGAGGGCAGCCGAGCGAAGCAUGAGCACGCUUGACGCAGCGAAGGGGUCUAGCGGAUCGUCUCUCGUCGACUUAGGCUUUCUUCAUGCCUUGCUGGAGGAAUGGUCUCCGGACCUCCAGGUUCUCCUUAAGGAUCCUCAGCAGAUCUGUUACGAAAGCUACCGGCUUCUGGACCGCCUGGCGUCGCUGGAGAAAAAGUUGGCGAACUGCGCCAGAUCAGACGAGGUUCAGAAGAAAAAGGUGUUUGAAUUGUCCGAGUUUGCGGCGAACUUCUUGAGGAAGAUCGGCCCCGAGUCCUUGAGCAAGAUCUCCAGCGGGGACUUGGUGGCGUCGGUGGCCAUGGUGAUCAUCGAUAAGAGGAUGGACCGGCACGCGGAGGUAUGUUCCGUAUUUGCCUCGGAGAAGGACUGGGGGCUCAGCCCGGAGUGGGUUGCGUGCCUGGACAGGAACAAAGCCCUCUUCCGGACACCAGCCCUGGUCUUGAAAUUGAUGGAGACCGCCGUGAGUUGUGGCCAUUCAAACCUCGAGCAGCAGACCAGGGCGGCCAAGAUCAUCCUCGAGUGCUAUGCUGAGCUCUCUCCGGCCGAUCAGAACCAGGUCAUUGCGGGCGUCCUGGCCAGCUGGGGCGGGCAGGGGCUUUCGGGGACGUCGGCGGCCUUCUCGGAGGGCUUCCCGGAGGAACUCAACGUGGCCUUCAACCAGAUCAUCCAGAGCGCCUCCGGGGAAGGCUUCAAGAAAGCCGUGGCUUCCGUCUCCCGGUUGGUGGUCCUCAACCCUGAAUCCACCAUCAAGAAGAUUAAUAACUUAGCUGUAGCCAAUUUAGGCACCCACCAGUUCCUGGCGGAGAUCCUGUGCUCUUUCCCGGCUCUGGACUUCCAAGAACCUCCAGAUCUGUCCGGUGCGUCCGUCAGCUUGGUCAUGAGAUGCUUGAAGGAGACGGUUUGGGACCGUCUUUCCUCCGCCAAGGAGAAGGAGCAGUUCUUAGAGUUUCUGGUUUAUCUCAUGCAACCGAGCGAGGCCCGCCCUCUUCUCCGUCCGGCCGAGGUGACCCAAAACCUCGUCCUUCCUUUCCUGAAGUCCGACUCUCCAGCGGUCGAGUUUUGCUUGCAGAUCCUUGACAAAGCGUUGAGAGUGCCUGACGAGCAGGACUGGGUCCAAGCCUGCCACCCCUUUCCGCUCCUCUUCUCCCUCUGCAAGAUUCUGGACGGCUUCACACGCUACUGGAACGAACCCCAGGGCCGGCGCCCCUACUCCUUAGAAGCCAAAGACUUGGUGGCAAGCAACGUGGCGCAACUUUGCGAGGCCCUGUUGGUCCAGAAGGACUCCCUCUCUCCGGAACUGUGGACCCAAUCCGUCUCUUGGCUUCACAGGAAGGCCAGAGCUUUGGACUGGACCGUCGGCCUCCGCCUGAAGGACAUCUACGGGGAACACUUCAAGAACGAAGUCCCGGCCACCCUUUUCGAGGUCUGCAAGCUGGCAGAGGAGGAGUGGACCUCCUGUCCCGACGCAAGUUACGGGCCAGGCAGUGGCCUCCUGGCGUGGAUGGAAUGCUGCUGCGUCUCCACGGCCUUGAGGGAGCAGAUGCUGGUGCUGCUGACGGUCAACGUGGACAACCCCGAGGAAGUGAACCUUUUCAGCAAAGGGUUCCUGGUGGCCCUCGUCCAGGUCUUUCCGUGGUGCAGCCAAAGCGAGUGGCGAAGGCUCGUCCACGUGGUCAAGAGCCUUCUGGAACGAGAAGUCCUCUACGUGCCUUACUCUCUGGAGUACGUCCACCACCUGCCCCUGUUGAACUUCCGGCCGUUCGCCUACCACCUCCAGUUCUCCGUGCUGAUGUUGAGGGCCUUCCAGUUCCUGUGCGGGGCCAGCGGGGCCACGUGGCUCCCCGGGGAGGCGUGGAAGCACGUGUCGAAGCUCUACUGCCUGGGCGUGUCCGAUUUGCUGGGCUCGGUCAAGGGCAUCGCCCGGGGCCAGUGGCCCUCGGUGGAAGUGAAGAGCGUGGCCCGGGAGCUGUCCUUUGUUUACAUCCAGCUAUUCUGCCACGUGCUCCACGUGGCGGCCAUGUUGCCGGAGGAAGGCCCCGGCGAGGCCCUCCUGCUGCUGUCCCUGGAGGUCCUCUCGCAGUACGAGGCGCUCCACGACGCCGACGAGUCUCUUGGCAGCGCCUUGCGGAAGGCCAACGAGCGGCACUUCCUGGAGUCCAUCGCUGAGAACGUCCCCAACAAGCAGUUGCGUACCAUGCUCCUGCAGAAGCUCCGGAAGCUGUGACCGCCGCACGCCGCGCUCGCUCGGAAAUAAAGUGGGCCGGUGGGUUUCGAUCGGGACCCGAGAGGCGUUUUCCGGAACUGGGGACUGGGACUCGGUGAGGAAGUGGGGAGAGCCCACGAGACCAAUUCGGUGGGGAAUUGGGAAGAUCUAUAAUAAACCUUUAUAUCUUUU